GAAGAAGAAGGAGGAGGAGGAGGAGGAGGGCGCUAACGCUCUGCAACGAGACAGACUAAAUGAAAUGUUGUAGUCAGGGGCACGCAUUUAAAUUGUUUAAAAGUUUAAAAGUCUUUUGCAAAGGACAACGAGUUUAUUUGCAGACACCAAGAGCUGAGGGCGAACAUGGCGUCUACGGAAACGGGAGACGGACCCGGAGGUCUGGAAACCAAUCACGCCUCUCCUGUGCAAGUCUCUGGCGCGUGUCUUGAUGUUAAUGUUGGGGCUAUAAAAUGGUGAAGACUUGCUGUGUACUUCACUGCCACAAACGGUCUCACGAUCGUCACGGGAAAAAGGUCGAUGGGCUGCGAUUUUUCUCCUUUCCCGCUUGGAAAAAAUGCCAGGGCCCUUGGGUCUCUGAGCUGACCAAGAGGCGCCGAAUGGCUUGGAUAUCAGCCGUGAGACGAUCAGACCUCACUUUCGACAACAUCACCCGACACAUAUUGGUGUGUUCACUACAUUUCCAUACCGGGAGGCCUGCUUAUGAAAUGAAUGAAACCCAUCCAGACUGGGCACCGUCUUUACAACUCGGACACACAGAGGUGAAACCUGCAGAUAUCAAGCGAUUUCAACGAAGGGCAAGGAGACAGCAGACGGUGACCGAGACCACAGAGUCUGUGGAAACUGUUUCAGUUCCUGCAGCAUCGGUGGAUGUCGGAGACCCGGAGACAAUUGUGACUCUUCCCUUAGACUUUCAGAACAGAAACGGGGGAAUAACACUGCUGCUACUAAUACAGAAAUGGAAACUAACGAGCCUAAAACUGCCGACCCUGUUUUACCUGGACCCCCCUCACAGACACUCACAACAGAUAAUAGAGAUCACGAUGCUGAUCCAGGUAGCACAUCGGAAUCAGACCAAGAUAACACUGAGGUGAAAACUGAGAAAGAGGAAGAGACGGUUACGAGGCGGGAUAAUGGCUUGGAGAAAAAAACUAUUCAACCGGAGGCUGGUGAGCACACGGACAUGGACACCGCAUCUGAUUGUAAAACGGAGUUUAAAGACGAAAACGUGGACACUAACGAGGAAGACGGCGCACAAAAGAAGGAGGCGACACCUGGCCAAGAGGUGAAGGUUUCUGCAGCUAACGAUCUGGAUGAGAUGAUGGACAUUGGCACCGUGGAUCAGAUGGAGCAGGAAGCUCAGAUGAAGGAGGAGGAGGAGCUGAACAGUGGGACGGAUGUGGAAAGCAGCCGCUCACCUGUCGAUUCAGACUGGGACGCAGCAGAAGAGAAAGAGAGAAGAGAAAAUGAAAAGAAGAAGGGGAAGCGACACAAGGAGGUGACACCGGAGGAACUGGACAAUUUAGAGGACGAAAAGGAUGAGAUUAACACGAAGAAAACCACGAGAUGGGCAGUCAAAACACUUAGAGACUUCCUGACUCAGAAAAACAUGGACAUCAACUUUGAGAGCUACACUGCCACUGCUCUCAAUGACAUUUUGCGGCUGUUUUAUGCCUCUGUCCAGUCGACCAAGGAAGGAGGACAGUACAGCGUUGCCAGUUUUAGGAGUCUGAGAGCCGGGAUUAAUCGCCACUUACGAGAAGUAAACAUCAUCGGCGACACGGCGUUCAAGACAAGUAAUGCUGUUUUCAAGGCGAUGCUGAAGCGCUACAGGAAGAGCGGGAAAGACACCAGCUUCCACCAUCCUCGUAUCCCCGAGUCGGAACUCGAACAAAUCAGAAGUUCGUCCGCGCUGUCUCCCGACACCCCCCUCGGCCUCGUCAGAAAGGUGUGGUUUGACAUCCAGCUGUGUUUGGCUCGGCGUGGCAGGGAGGAGAACCGCGAGCUGACGAUGACGUCCUUCACCAUCCAGAGAGACGAGGACGGCGUUGAAUACGUCAGUCUAGCGCAUAAUCCUCAAACAAAAAAUCACAAAGAUCCGAACGACCCACACAAGAAAAACCUGAGAGGUUUCAUGUACGCCAGGCCCGAUGACCCCCUGUGUCCAGUGCAAAGUUUUAAGAAGUACAUCUCUAAAUGUCCCCCAGAAGCUAAAUCGUUUUAUCUGCACCCGAAACGCUCCGUCGCCGUGGCGUCCGAUGUGUGGUACUCCAGGGAGCCGAUGGGCGUCCACUACCUGGGAGACAUGCUCAAAAAAAUCUGCGAAGAGGUGCGUUUGCCACGGCUAUACACAAACCACAGCCUCCGGAGCACAGCUGUAGGCCGACUUUCAGACGCCGGCCUGGAAACUCGCCAGAUUAUGUCUGUGACGGGGCAUCGGUGUGAGCGCAGCCUGGAAGCUCAUUCGGCUCCGUCAGUACAGGAGAGACCGGAGAGGAGCAACAUUUUGUCGUCCCCAAACGUCCCAGCCAUCAGUGUGUCGGUGGGUGGGGACAGAAACUGUUUAGAGGAGGAAGCCGACGUGAAACCAUCGGCUUCAGACUUGAUGCAGUCCAGCUUGACUCCGUCGUCAGACGCAGCGACGAAUGCAGGAUCCGAUGACUCGUCACCAGCGACGAUGAUGAACGGGAUGAAAGUGGUCAAAAUGUCGUUACCAAAACAUGAGAAACCGAAUACCUGCUCGGUCAAAUCGUCUCCGUCGCCGCCUCUGGUUAAAGUGAAGGAGGAGCCGGUGGACGAGGAGUACGAGCAAGCCGUCACGUCAUCUACUUCUACAGCCACGGUGAAAGAUGAGCCGAAUACUGCAAAGGAGGACCUGAGGAUCGGUUCGGUCUUCUCCGUGCCCGCGGCCUCCGAAACCCAGUCCCUUCCCAUCAUCCACCCCUCGUCCCUCCAGAUGUCCUGCUUCCACUGUAAGAAGAGCCUGAUAAAAGGACAGACCGCGUUCCAGAGGAAGGGCUUCUCCUCGCUCUUCUGCUCCACCACCUGCCUCACCGCUUCGCUCCCGGCCGUCAAAGGAGUCGCCAAGAUCUGCCACAACUGCCAAAAGUUGAUACUUCGGGCUCAGGACAUCAUCCUGGCACCGGACAACGAAGGGAUUGUGAAGGAGUUCUGUGGCCAGAACUGCCUGACCUCCUUCAACUACAAAGAAAACGCCAAGAAAUUCUCCCCCAACUACACGAAAGCGGCGGUCGUCGCUAAAACGGCUCAGCCGGCGGCGCCCCAGUCCCUCUGCAGCAUGUGCACCAGAUACUGCAUCAGCAAACACGAGGUGAUCCUGAGCGGCGCCGUCCACAAGAUCUGCAGCGACGCCUGCUUCAACCGAUUCCGUGCGGUGAACAACCUGUCCAUGGCCAGCUGUGGCAACUGUGGCUCCUACUGCCACAACAAACCCCUGCUGCUGAAGAUGGAGGGCACCAGCAAAACCGUGUGCAACACAGAGUGUUUGGCCAAAUACAAAGAGAAAACCAAGAUAACUCAGCCGUGCACGAUGUGUCGAACCACCCACAUGAUCGCAGACAUGGUGGACAGCAAAAACAACGACGACUCUGUGAAUCUGUUCUGCAGCAGCAGCUGUGUGAUGGCGUUCAAGGUCCAGACUGUCAGUGCUUCAGGCGCUCGGUUGGUUUGUGACAGCUGUGGAAAAAACACUGUGCCGGCCUAUCACCUGGCCAUGUCAGACACCACCAUCAGGAACUUCUGCACUUUACCUUGUGUCGUGGCUUUUCAGGAAAAGUUCAAGAAGUCCCAGAAACACCUGAAUAUUUUCACAAAGUUGCCCAUAGGAUCCACUCAAAUCCAGACCGUCAGUCCUCCUCAACCACAGCAGGAAGUCAAAGGGAAGUCACAGAAACUGAACUGCUUCCAGUGCGCCAGCGGCAUCACGUCCAAACCAGAGCUCGUCCAGAUCAAGGACAAGAUGGUGUUUCUGUGCAGUGCCGACUGUUCGCACGAGUUCAAGAGAGUGAACGGCGUGACGAGCCUCUGCGAGUACUGCAAGAUCGAGAAGAUCACCAGAGACGCCAAGAGGAUCAACAACAAGGACUGUUUCUUCUGCAGCGACGGCUGUAAACUCCUCUUUAGACACGAGCUCAGUAAAAACUGGGGGAAACAUUGCCACUCCUGCGCUUACUGUCAGUCGGUGUCGAAGAAGCUGGUGACGGCUCAGUACGGAGGCUCCACGGAGGAGUUCUGCUCCGAGGAGUGCAGGUCCAGAUACACCAUGCUCUUCUGCCACGUUGCAAAGUGCGACACAUGCGGGCGUAAAGGCAAACUGAAGCAGAGUCUUUCUAUGCUCGGAGAAGUCAAACACUUCUGUGACCUGAACUGUUUGCUGCAGUUCUGCAGUGAAAAAGCAGCCUCGCCGCAGGACGUCUCAAAGGCCAGGGCGGCGGAGCCCACGCCCGUUAUCGCCAACGUCAUCUCACUCGCAGGCCCGGCAACGGGAAAAUCAAACGCUUCCAACAACACUACCCAGCAAAGCUCAGUCGCUACUAACUCUCAGUCAAAAACCUCUGGACAUAUCAGCGUUCAGACCGAACCCGUGAAGGAUCCUCAUCCUCCUCCCGCUCCAAAAAUCCUGAAGAACAAGGCUCUGAUGUGUCGACCGCUGGUUCAGAACAAAGGGAUCUCCUGCAAAACGCAGACGGUUGAUGUCGAGGCGCAGACGGACGACGUAUUUCCUAAGGUCAUGGUGGUGCCCGUUCCUGUGCCGGUGUACGUUCCUGUACCGAUGGGCAUGUACAGCCAGUGCACCCCCAAACCUGUGGGCCUGCCGCUACCUCUCCCGGUGCCGAUGUUUCUUCCCGUGACGGUGAACAGCGCCGAGCGCAUCAUGGAAACCAUCCAGGAGAUCAAGCAGAAGAUCCCGUCCGACCCGUACGAGGCGGAGCUCAUCCUCAUGGCCGAGAUGGUGGCGGAGCAAGAAGAGAACAACAACAAGGAGGUGGCGCCGAAAGAAAAGGAGACGGAGGAGAAAGAGGAGGAGGAGGAGAAAGUGUUGGAGAGACACGAGGCACCUGCUGCGUAUGAUCACCUCAGUAACUACAGCGACGACUUGGACACAGACGACUUGGACACUUUACUCAACAACUGGGAGGACCCGUCCUCCGACACGGGUCACAAGUCGCCCAGUCAACCGAGCGCCCCCAAAAAGCCAAGCCCCACUGUAGAGGUCCCCGUAGCCGAGCCCAGCGAAGCUUCCUCUCAGCCGAAACCUCGAGGCCCCCCUCCCAUGGACCUCGAAGCCGACCUCCCUGUUGAAACUCUGGAGAAGUUGGCGAAAGAGAGAGAGCAGUCCCUCAAACCUCCGAGUCCUCCGCCUGCUACUACACGACGACGGCAAGCUCACAGGAAAGCCAGAGACAAGAGGGGUCGUAAGUCGCAGCGGUUGUCGAAGACGUCAGAAGCUGCUGCUCUAAAAGCCUCUGCCAAGAAACCUGCCGCCCCCCCCAAACUGAAGAGUCAGUAUGGAGUCGAUGCGUGGAAGGGGUGGAUCAAUUGGAGGCAAACUCAGCCCGACUUGGGCAAACCACGCUUCAACUCACGUCCCCUGGAGUUAAAGGAGGACGUUCUCCGCUGCACCACCACUGAGCUCAGCUACGGCCUCUGCUGCUUCAUCCACGAGGUGAAACGACCAAACGGAGAGUCGUACUCCCCCGACAGCCUGUUCUACCUCUGCCUCGGCAUCCAACAGUAUCUGUUCGAGAACGGUCGAGUGGAGAAUAUAUUCAUGGACCGCUUCUACACUAAGUUCUCCUCUGAAUUCACUGAUAUGCUGAGAGGUUUCACACCUUCAGUCACAGCGAGCGGUUAUAUUCACUCCCGAGUGGAGGAGGAGUUUCUGUGGGACUGCAAACAGCUGGGCGCGUACUCCCCCAUCGUCCUCCUCAACACUCUGCUCUUCUUCUGCUGCAAAUACUUCGGCUUCACCACGGUGGAGCAGCACCGCCAGCUCUCCUUCGCCCACGUCAUGCGCUGCACCAAAGCCAACCAGAACGGCACCAAGACCACCUUCCUGCGCUUCUACCCCCCCAUAUCCCCAGAACCAGAGCCAGAGGUUGUUGCAGCGAAGAGACGUAGAGAGGAAGAAAGCAAAGAAGACAUCCUGGAGAUGGGGGAGAACAAGGACAACCCCCUUCGCUGUCCAGUCAGACUCUAUGAGUUCUACUUGUCCAAGUGCUCGGAGUCGGUGAAGCAGCGCACCAACCUUUUCUACCUUCACCCCGAGCGGUGCUGCGUCCCGAACAGCCCCCUGUGGUUCUCCUCCACUCCUCUGGACGACGGCACCAUGGAGGCCAUGCUCACCCGCAUCCUCACCGUCAGGGAGCUGCAUGUCGGGAGGACGAAAGGCGGCAAAGCGGCGAGCGACGACCCCCCGUUUGUACCCGACGAGGAGGAGAACGAGGAUUCGGAGUGAAGCAGAGAAACAGAAGUGACCUUUUACAGCUGAUGGUGUAAAUAUUUGUAGAUUCACUGAGAUGUUAAUGCAGUAAACACAAAUCAACAGAAUAAAACUCGUAACUACAAAAGUGUCAAACUGUGAGUGACGGAAAAAUCUUCAAAUGCACAAAGGUGAUGUCGAUGGGACUGAGAUGAUCGACUCGACGCUCGUACUGUUUCCUGCUGCUCGGCCGGACACACAUCUGUUCUUCUGUCUUUUGUGGAUCCUUCUCAUCUAUCGUUUUUGUUCCCUUACACAUGUUCUAGUUUAUUACAUUUCUCUGCACAUUGGACUUUGCAAACUUUACUUCUCGGCGUCAUCGAGGUCCAGAGUAAAGAGCUGGAAGGCUGCUGUCGUGGAUUAAAUAUUAAACUCAAACUGAAAAGGUCUCUUUGGGAUGUAGGUGUGACUCAUCUAACCAGCAAAUUAUUUCCAGAUCAGCUGUUUUCCACAGUCUUCGUACUCCAGAGGAUUGUUUUCCCAAAAAUAAUUGGAGCGCACGUAAUAAAAACAAACGCAAAAUAAUUAAUAAUUCCAAAGUGUGACAUGACGAUGGCUGUUUCCUCCAUUAUCUGUCGUGAUUUGUUUUGCCAUGAUAAAUGUUAAAUACUUACACAAGUCACUAUUUGUGCUUUGUUAAUUUGAGUCUUUUUUUUUAUGCUAAAUUACACAAUCAUACGUUUUCAUAUAUUGUCUAGAAGACGACCUUUUUUUUUUUCUUAGCUGAUGUGAGUAAAAUUUGAAAUUGAUCUGAAACUGAUAUUGCUGUUAAACGAAAUCCAAUCAAUCCGAGUUUGAUGUUAAUAUUGGAUCACUAUUGGAGAUGCUACCCACAGAGUCCGUGACUUCUUGCCUAAUAAACCAGUAUCAUAUAAGAACAAAUAAAUGAUUCUUUUUAUGGUCAUGUUAGUUAUUUUAACCCACGGGUCUUGGAGGUAUUUUCUAUUGUUCGUUUUGAAUAAAAAUAGCUGAAAAACA
Molecule: messenger RNA, 7300 nt
Organism: Mugil cephalus (flathead mullet)
Lineage: Eukaryota; Metazoa; Chordata; Actinopteri; Mugiliformes; Mugilidae
Gene: zmym4.1
Product: zinc finger MYM-type containing 4, tandem duplicate 1
Exons: 31
Coding region: 779-6298 (1839 amino acids)
Biological process (GO): DNA integration; DNA recombination
Molecular function (GO): DNA binding
Source: RefSeq, a predicted model, not a curated record